CUCGCCCCUCCGCGUCCCGGCAGGCCCUGCGCGGCUGCGGCCUUGGGGCUCGUUGUGCGGCGCCUCAGCGGCUCCAGAAGUUUCCUGGGGGCGGCGGGCGGCAUGGCGGCAGCGGCGGCUCCUCCGCGGUUCUCGGACGGGGACAUCGACCGGGACCCGGGGGCCGCGGCGCAGUAAGAGUGAUCAUUCACUGGCACAACCUCCCCAUGGAUGCGGUGGAGCCUACAUCACUGCAGGGUUUCCAAGGCACGACUGGACAGGGCGUUAAGAUGAUGUUCCUUUCCCACAAAGGCCUGGGCAAGAUGAUCUUCCGAGGCCCCUUCCAACCUGGGCUGUUCUAUGAUUCUAUGCUUUUACCCACUAACAUGUAUUAAUGUGCUUUCAAAGGUUAUUUUUAACUAAAACAGAGAAGACAGAAGUGAAGGGCGGAUAAGUGUUUCUAUUUAACAUACUUGGAAGGGGCGAGGAUACAAAUAGUUAGUUCUUCUUGGAUGGAGUAGGUGGCAGAAGCAUAAGAUGAUGUUGAAUUAUCUUCCCAUAAAGAAAAUUAUGAAGCUAAAUCUAACGGUUCUUGGGGGUUUAGGCUGUAGCUUGUAAAAGUUUUUCAGAAGAUAAAUGGCAUCUAAAAAGCAAUUUUGAAUAAGCAAAUAUAUUUGGUAUAGUAAAACUAAUUUAAGGUCUAAAAAAAAAGUAAGUCCCCCAUUGUAGGAGGGGGAAGAAUCACCGCCAGACACAAAAAUCUCCAAUGCCAAAAGGUCUUUGGAAGUAUUAAAGAAUACUACAGAAUGUGCAUUUGGGUUUGGGUUUUGGUUUUGUUUUUUUGCAUUAACAUAGUUGCUUUGCUUUUCUAAUGUAUAUUUCAGUUCUUUGUACAUUCAGUACUUCAAAACAAUAACAUGUUGCACAAGCAUUAUCGAAUAUCUGAUACAAUAAUACUGAUGUCACUUGUGUAGCCUUUUUUUUUUUUUUUUUGAAGUACUGAGUUGAGUAUCCAGACUUCUUGAUAAUCUCUGAAUCUGUAAGCCCCAUAGUUCAGAAUAGAGUUUAGCUGACUUGGAAGCUUCGAUCUACAGGUAGAUACACCACGUUUGCAUGGUCUUAGGUGUGGUCUUUUAGCUCAUGUACUUAAUAUUUCUAAUCUGGGACACAAUACCGUGUAAAUGGGGGUCUGUGAUGCUUCCACAUCUGACUAGACCUGUGUCCACUUGGCACGGCAUUUCUGCACUGUCCCCGCAGGAGUUCUGAUUCCUUUAACUCCUGGGGUGCAUGCUUUGGCUUUCUGCAGCUGGAUCUGAUCCAGAAUCACAGGGUGGUUGAGGUUGGAAGGGACCACUGGAGGUCAUCUAGUCCAACCUCCCCUUCUCAAGCAGGGAGCAUUGCUCAGGAUUGUGUCCAGAUGGCUUCUGAAUAUCUCCAGGGAAAGAGACUCUGCAACGUCUCUGGGCAACCUAUUCCAACACUUGGUCGCCCUCACAGUAAAGUUAUUUCUCAUGUUCAGGUGGAGUGUUUUAGUUUAUGCCUGUUGCCUUUUGUCCUGUCACCUGGCACCACAAAGAAGAGUCUGGCCGCAGCCUCUUGGCACCUUCUCAUCAGAUAUCUAUAUGCAUUGAUCAGAUCCCCCCCUGAGCCUUCUCUUCUCUAGGCUGGACAGGCCCAGCUCCCACACUCCUUCCUCAUAGGAGAGAUGCCCCAGUCCCUUAAUCAUUCUAGUAGGCCUUCACUGGACUUGCUCCAGUAGCUCCAUGUCUCUCUUGUACUGUGGAGCCCAGAACUGGACACAGUACUCCAGGUGAGGCCCCACCAUGGCUGAGUAGACGGGGACUACUACCUCCCUUAGUCUGCUAGCCACACUCAAACGCAGCCCAGGAUACCGUUGGCUUUGGCCACAAUGGCACAUGGCUGGCUCGCGGACAGUUGUCCACCAGGACCCUCAGGUCCUUCUCUGCAGAGCUGAUUCCCAGGAGGUCAGCCCCUAGCCUGUACUGGUGCAUGGGGCUGUUCCUUCCCAAAUGCUAAACCCUGCACUUGCCUUUGUUGAAUUUCAAAAGGUUCCUCUCUGCCCAUCUCUUCAGCCUGUCUAGAUCCUUCUGGAUGGCAGCACAGCACUCUAGGGUAUUGGCUACUCAUCCCAGUUUUGUAUCAUCAGCAAACUUGCAGAGCAGGCACUCUGUCCCUUUAUCCAAGUCAUUCAUGAAUUAGUUAAUACUGGACCCAGCAUUGAUUCUUGGGGGACACCACUAGUUGCAGGUCUGCAACUAGAUUCUGUGCCACUGAUCACAAGCCUCAUCAUCCAUCUUUAAAUGCCAUCUGAAUGAUAAAGUUGUGAACUUUUCAUGGACUUUUUUGUCAUGUUGAAAAGAUAAGUUACUGUCUGGAGACCAAAAGCACCUUUUAAUUCAUACAAACUUAGCAUGAAGGGAGCUGAAAGUUCCCAACGUAUUUAGAAAUAGGUUUGCAACUUGCUUGCAUGGUGAGAGCCUUUAGAGUCAAAAUAUGUAGAAAACACUUGAAUGUUUCUGAGGACUAGGUCUAAGCUUGCUCUAAGUAACUGUUGCUAAUGUGCAUAAUCUGGAGUACCUGGUGCUAGUUGAGUAUUACUUGUCUGACUUCUCACGUGGCUGUGUAAGGACUAACUUCUGUGUGCGUGUGUGUCUGAAUUAGAUAUGACAAUGUACUGAUAAAAAAACCAAACCCAAAACAACAGAGAGAUGAGUUUCACACUGUUGAAAAUGCUUUGCUUUGCUUUGCUUUCCUGGGGUGAGGGCUGGUUGUGUAGUUGAGUCUGCUGCUUCUAAUCAGUGCUUCUGUCGUCAACGUAAAUCACAGGGAAUAAUGUUUGGAGCGAGAGGUGAACUGGCACAGAAGUGACUCUGCUUGUGAAGUGCCUGUACUGUUCACUGUCAGAGUUGGACCGCACUUGGUUUUGGGGGUCAAAAGCUGUACUUCACCUCUCAGCACAGCAUGAACCCAUUUUAAUAAGCGUGUUAGCUCAUGUCUCUCCCCUGUGGAAUACUUAUGGCAAUGAAUAUUUCCAGAAUGAAGAUUGCUUUUGAGUUUAAAUCUUAGGAGGGCAUUGGUACAAUUGGAUCAAGUUACAGUUGUGUGCUGCCUGCCACUUUUUUCAGAGACCCACCAGCUUUUAGACUUCCAUGCUGUACCUAGGUGUAGAUUUGUGUAUCUUAAACUGGUAAGAACUCGUGCUACUGCUAAAAGAAGCUCUUCUGGGCACUUUAGCUCCUACUUGGUGUAAACAUUUUAUGUGACAUCUGUGAAAUAGAACAAGACACUGAUUCCAAUUAAAAAGUCCUUCUGCUCUUCCAUUUUCUCUGGCUUGGUGGGACAGUUUUUGCAGCUGUCCUGUACUAAUAUUUUUGCAGGCUUAAAGCCUGUAUUUUACCUACAUUCUGAGUAGAAGUCUGAGAAGAAGUCAGCUAAGCAAACAGGGUUACUGUACUGUAGCUAUGUACUGUGGUGGCUUUAGGAGACUUAUUGUCUUCUAGCAAAGAGAACUUCUUUCACUAAUAAGGAGAGAAUUGGAGAUGCUCUUUCCAGGUGUGUGCAUUGAGUCGCUGUGAUUUUAUUCUGUUGUGCAGAAGUCAUAAGCUUUAUAAUACAAUUAUUUUGGUCUGUCUUGCCAGUGAUUCCCCUAACAAGGGACUAUUUUAUGCUUAUUUCCAUUGUGCAACAAUAUUUCCUUUUAGCCGUGUGCCCUGUAAGUCUUUUGUUCUGCUUUUGUGUUCAUCAUAAAUCAGAACAAUCUCUUGUGCUCAGUAAUAUUGUGUAGCGUGGUAUUUCAUCACAUGUUACAAUGCUUUGGGCAUGUUUUCGCCACACGAGUGUUUUGACUUAUUGCAUGUUGACUGCCAAAUCCCUGAUGCUGCAGUGCUUCCUUAGAUCCAGCAGACUGUGUACAAGUAUGCUGAGAAUUGUAGGGAGGUCUUUGAGAUAUGGAGGAUCACCUGUGCAUUAGACUUCAUGUUUAAGGAACUGACAACAGCUCUGGAAAAGAAUCCAGAUGAUGCCGAAUAUUAUUGUCAGCGAGCUUACGCUCAUAUUCUCCUACAGAACUAUGCUGAUGCAGUUGCAGAUGCAAAGAAGUCCCUAGAACUCAACCCCAAAAAUGCUGUAGCGCUCCUUAGAAAAGGGUUAGGUGACUAUCAUAUCAAAAACUAUGCAUCUGCUUUAGAGGCGUUCAGAGAGGGACAGAGGUUGGACAAUGUAGAUGAUACCUUUACUAUUUGGAUUAAAAGAUGUGAAGAAAUACUAAACGCAUCACAGACAGAAGUGCAGCAACCUCUGCCACCAAAGAUCAAAUAUGACUGGUACCAAACAGAAUCUCAAGUAAUUGUGACCAUAAUGGUCAAGAAUGCACAGAAGGAUGAUGUCAGUGUGCAGUUCUCGGAGAAAGAGAUGAAUGCAUCAGUGAGACUUCCAUCAGGUGAAGACUACAACUUAAAGCUUGUUCUUCUUCAUUCUAUAGUGCCAGAGCAAAGUACAUUUAAAGUGCUUUCAACAAAGGUUGAGAUAAAAAUGAAGAAGCCAGAGGCUGUAAGAUGGGAGAAGCUGGAAGGCCAGGGAGAUUCUCCUAAGUUAAAGCAAUUUACACCUGAUUCCCAGCACUUAUAUCCAUCGUCCUCUCACUAUACAAGGAACUGGGACAAACUGGUAGUUGAAAUCAAAGAAGAGGAGAAGAAUGAGAAGUUAGAAGGAGAUGCUGCUUUAAAUAAACUCUUCCAGCAGAUUUAUUCAGAUGGUACAGAUGAAGUGAAACGUGCCAUGAACAAAUCGUUUAUGGAAUCUGGAGGCACAGUUCUGAGCACCAACUGGUCUGAUGUUGGUAAAAGGAAGGUAGAAGUAAAUCCUCCUGAUGACAUGGAAUGGAAAAAGUUCUAAUCCUGUUUUUAAUCUUUUACCAUCGAUGUGUUGCCAUAGUCAUGUACUGACCACUAUGUAUGGACAUAACAUUCUUGGAUUCAAAGCACUGAGUGUUCCCUUGGAAGUAGGAAUUGUCUUUACAUUUUGCUUUAGAAACUCCUUCAUCCGCAGAUGUUAAAGACAUACUCAGGAGUCGAACCCUAUUUUCAUCAUUUCUGUCUGAUUUUUGGAAGUCCAGUCAAUCAGUCUAAAUUUUCUACCACCUUUAUUGGCUCUGCUCGUUGGAGAUAGGGUGAUCUCUAAUGACUGGUCAGGAUUAUUGCCUUACACCUGGUGUUUCUGUUCAAUAACUUAUUAGAUCUUGGCAACUUUGGGUGAAAACACUUUUCAACAACAGUGUUAAAAUUGUUUGCUCUUUAACUCUGCUAAAUAAAACUGUAAAUAUAAGUUUUUCUAUACGGAA
Messenger RNA from Strigops habroptila (Kakapo), 5338 nucleotides. RefSeq names its product SGT1 homolog, MIS12 kinetochore complex assembly cochaperone (gene SUGT1). The transcript is spliced from 14 exons. Gene Ontology annotation, molecular function: protein-folding chaperone binding. Gene Ontology annotation, biological process: protein stabilization. The record is from RefSeq and is a predicted model, not a curated record. NCBI's taxonomy places the organism in Eukaryota, Metazoa, Chordata, Aves, Psittaciformes, Psittacidae. Bases 3976 to 4893 code for a protein of 305 amino acids.